Molecule: messenger RNA, 1979 nt
Organism: Neurospora tetraspora
Lineage: Eukaryota; Fungi; Ascomycota; Sordariomycetes; Sordariales; Sordariaceae
Exons: 2
Coding region: 195-1922 (575 amino acids)
Source: RefSeq, a predicted model, not a curated record
CGUGUAGCUAUUGGAAGUCGCUCGGUCUGGCUUCACGAGCGGCUCAUACACAACUUGUGCUCGGGUGCGAUUACGAUUUGGACUGCGACUGCGACGCUUCGGCGCUUUCGCUCUUCUAGGGGUGUGCGUGCACGCAGGCAAGUCGGUGGCUCGUCCGGUUGAAAAGGAAAAAGUCGAAAGAAUCAAAAGGAAACAUGAUUCCCGCCCGAACCGUUGCCGCGCCUUUCUCCGCCUCCGCCUCCGUCUCCGUCUCCGUUACCACCGUUAUCUUCCGAAUUGCCUGGUACCUCUCCCUGGUAGCGCUCUUCUACUCGACAUGUGUCGCCUCGGCUAGCAUCAAUGCCGUCCGCCGCGGUGGCGACGGCAACGGCGACGGGGGCGUCUUCCCGGCCGGCGGUACUCGGAGUCUGAACCUGCCUCUCAUCAUCAACCACCAAGCAGCACCACCAAAAAAGCGAAGCACCACAGAACACGUCAUCCUCUGCGACUGCAUCUCGGCCAGCGGGAUCCGCUCAUCGCAAAUGGCCUACUACAGCGCCCAAGUCAGCGGGUUACCGACGGGGGGCGUGGGGACCGUGGACACGGCAUUCAACACGACGGCGGGGUGGUACAACGACACGACGUCGGCGACGUGGGCGGACACGGGUGUGACCUUUAAGGCGGUGAUUGGGUACCACGUCGCUGAGGACGAUUACGUGGGCAAGGGCAAUAAUGGGUAUGGCGAGUUUAGUUGUUGGCAGAGAGCGAAGACGGGGUUUGCGUAUGAUUUGAAUGGGGAUGGGAAUGUGUGUGAGAUGUUGAUUGAUUGUAAUAAGGAUGCUGCGCCUUCCACCAACCCGGCUUACGUCCCCCUGGAAUCAACCACCACCACACCAACCGACAACAACGGCCAAGCAGCAGGAUCUUCAUCCAUCAGCACCCCAGCCACUUUUUCUUCUUCUUCUUCUUCCUCCAACCCAGGAGGAAACGCUCAGCAACCAGCAGCAGCAGGCAAGAAAGACAAAGCAAUCUCCACAGGAGCAGUAAUCGGCAUCGCCAUAGGCAUAGUCGGAGCCUUCACCCUCUUAGCCGGCGGAGCAGGUUUUUUCCUUGUCCGACGGCGUCGAAUCAGGAAGCGACAGCGAGAACAAGAGCAACGACAACGAAAGGGAGCGAGGACAGAGUCGACCAUGACCGAGGCGUACGCUCCCGGUUCGGAUUUUGUGAAGAGCGGCGAUCCGAACGCCGUACACGAGCUGGAUGGAGGUUGGUACCGCCGACAUGAGAUGGGCGACGAUACGGGCCACUACGAGAUCGACGGGCAGGUCAGGUGCGAGAUGGACGGGGAUGGUGGGGAGAUUAAGGAGAAGAUGGAUGAUUUGUUUGCUGAGGCGGAUGUGAAGGAGGUGAUCAUGUUGAAUGAGAAGGCGGACUCAAAGAAGGUUAUGCUUGAUGAAAAGAAGGAGAAGAAGGGGUAUGUCGUCGGUGUGAGUGAGAAGGAGAAGGAGGUGAGGAGGGAUAAGGAGGAGCGGGAGCGAGAAUGGCAACAACAACAACAACAACAGCACCAUCAAGAACAGAACCAACAGUUGGAGGAACAGAAGAGAAACAGAGACGCCGAAGAGCUACCACCAGUCUCACCAGCGACAACAACAUCAUGGACGGAAGAAGUAGGGCAAACACCAUUUUGCUUGCCGGCCAUGAUGCCGGAGCUGGAGAAGUUUAUGGCGGAGGAAUUCAGAGCACACAAGGAAGAAAAGAAGAAGAAGGAUGAAACGAAUAUAAAAUUCCGGCUUGAGGAAGAAACACAGAAGUAUAUGAAGGUCGAGAUACUACCAGCAGGAGAAGGAAGUACUCAUAUGACCCGACCCCAUACCCAAAGCUUCCUGACCCAAGUAGAUACGCCAAGACCGACCCCACACUAUGAAAAAUCUCUUAGCUGACCCUUACCCCUUUAAUAAGUCGUAUAUACAAUAUACGUUCCCAAAGUUCCCCCGUAG